Vanessa atalanta (red admiral) is the source of this 2583-nucleotide messenger RNA. RefSeq names its product pollen-specific leucine-rich repeat extensin-like protein 1. The record is from RefSeq and is a predicted model, not a curated record. The transcript is spliced from 5 exons. Lineage: Eukaryota; Metazoa; Arthropoda; Insecta; Lepidoptera; Nymphalidae. Bases 193 to 2526 code for a protein of 777 amino acids.
GUGUGCUGCCCGCAAUCGCCGACUGCCCGGGCGCCCGGCAGCGCAUCCGAACGAACGAAGUCCACGCGACCGUGUUUACGAACGUUACCUAUUCAAAUCAUUUGAGUGCAGUGUGAUCUGUUUGGAUUAUUUGACCCUAUAGGAGAGUCGGAGCUGGCAUUGAAGCUGCAUCCACAGCAACGUGAUAACAUCAUGGCAGCUAACGGAUACGGCCCUGCGCCUGUCACUGGACACGUCGGCCGGAUCCCGAACUAUGGCAAGACUCAGGUCAAUCCCAUGGGUGGUGUCGAGCCUCCAGCGUGUAUCCAAAACGCGAUGAUGACUAAAGACAAGAAACCAUUCACGUAUACUCCUGGAGGUUUAGAUCUAUCACAAAUUAAGACACCGAGUAUGGCGAGAAGGAUGGCUCGUCAACGCUCUCAAGAAGAGCAAGAACAUGCCUAUACUCAACCACCACCUAACAGCGUCUACCAUCCUCAGGGUGGCCCAGUGCCGCCACCACCACCUCCACCACAAAUACCAGCACCGCCGCCACCACCACCUCUUGUUAUUGAAGCUCCGUCAAAGUCUCCUAAACCAAUAGCACCUGGAGAGCGACCUGAAAUUGUUAUACCUGAAAAUCCUAUAGGUAUGCUUAGAAAAACUAAUAGCCCUUACCAUUGGGAGGCUGAAAAAGCCGAGUUGCAGCGUAUCGGCCCUGUUCCUAAAUUCGUUGAUAAGGUACCCAGUCCUCUGACUGUCAAGCUACCUUCAAAUAACUCAUACCAAAAUUAUUCUCCUCAAAACAACAUUCAAAGACCGAACUAUGCUUAUGGAAAUCAGAAUCAAGCUCCUGAUAGUCCACUGCACAGGCCAGAAGCGCAAUAUGCUCAUCAGCAAUCAGGUUCACCAAAUGUCAACGGUUCACCACAAACUAGGGACAUGUUAUUACGUCAGGACUCUCAAUUCAAUAAGAGUCCACAACCAUUUGGAAAUCAGCCGCCACUGACUAAUAACCAAUCGCCACAAAAUUCUGGUUCACCAUACACACCUAAUGCCACAAAUCAUUGGAGGCAACCAGAAAGACGAGAUUCUCCGGCAAGUGUGCACAAUAGUCCACAAUCUCCACAGUUAAAUCGAGGGCCAUUUUCACCGGUUGUUAAGCAAAAUUCCCCAAGCUAUAACCAAACAGCGCCUAACAAUUCUGUUUUUCAUACUUUGCCGAGAGUUGGACAAAGAAAUCAGGAUAGUUUUCCAAAUAAUCAGAGUAUUUAUAAUAAUACAGGUAAUGUUAAAGAAACUCAACCGAUUCAAAACAAUGAGUCACCAAAUACACCCCCGUGGCGGACAAAUACACUUAAUAGGUACCCGAAAGAUCAAACUACUCAUAAUAAUAUUCAAAAUACAAAUCAACAGCAGGUUUAUAAUCCUCCCUGGAAAGCAAAUGAUGCUAACAACAAUCAAGGUGAAAGUAACUAUAAUCAGCAAUGGAAGCAAGAGAAAAGUUCUCCCAAUAAUAUUAGUCAGCAACAAUACUCUCCACCGUGGGCUGCACAAGAGGCUAAUAACAACAGGGCACAAGACACUGCGCCUUGGAGGUCACAAGAUAAUACAGGUAGAUCCACUACCCAGCCUAUCUCCCCUGAAACGCGUUAUCAAUCUUCUAUAUCCAUCCCCGUGACACCAAGAAAACAAAAUUCACAACCAGAAUAUAAUAACACCCAGAAAGAGGCAGUAUAUGUCAAUCAGGAACCUGUUUAUUACUGUCCCGAUAGUCCAAAAUCAAUACCACCCUGGGUUAAAACACAAAAGGAAAAAACAAAAACACCACCCCCUGCUUGGUGUCAGAGACCAUUAGAAGGAAGGAAGAGUUCAUCCAGGGAGUUAGCAACACCACCGAGAGAUACACAACAAGAACCAGAAUGGGUAAGAAAGAGUAACGAAAUGCAACGGGGUGCACGUGAAGUCAUUAGUCCCCCUAAAUAUCAACAGCCCGUUCAACCUAAUUGGUCAACUAGACCCUCCGAAAAUAGAAAAAGCUUACCGCGGGAAAAUACACAGAGCACACACACAGGAAGAAUUAUUCCGAUACAAAUGGAGGUCUCGAGUGCGGAAACGAGAAAUCAAGGUCGACAAGGAGGCAACCAGCCUCAGUUGAGGAUCGUUAUUGAUAUGAAACAAAAUCCUGAGUCUCACAACCAAAAUAACGCUCAAGUUCCAUUUUCUCAACCGACUCAGCGCAUUAUGAGAGUGUUAUCGCCGCAACUAGUAAGGAUGGACGAGCCCGGAUACAACCAGCCAGAUUUGCCAGUGUUGAAUAGAAGUUUCCAGAAUACUCAGGACAGUCAGCCAAAAACGCGAAUAAUUCCAAUACAAAUUGAAGGUGGCACCAACGGUGGGGCAAACAAAAGCGUGUACUACCACAGAUUCACGCAAGGUGGUUCGCCGCGGCAGUCUAAGGCGUUUAAAGUUCUACAGGUCAUAACAGGAACGGGCGACAAUAUUAAAAUAAAUAUGAAAGAUCAUCAAGGUUACUCUGAUUUUUAAUUAUAAAAAAUGCAAUAUUAAGAAAGAUAAAUAAACUCAAUUGUAUUUGAUAUUUUU